ACCGAAAACCGACAACUGCCGUCCAUUCAUAGCCCCAUUGCCACUCAGCUAGAGUGGAGAGUGCCGCCAAACAACCCCCGCAUACACGCCGGGCCAGACGCAGAUCAGAGUCAGUCCGAGACCAAGUGAGAUCUGGCGAGAACGUUUUCGUGAAAGUGUUUCGUUAUUUAUUCGCGUUUCCCCGAGCGAGAGGUUUUUGCGCGUUCUGAGGUGGAAAUUACCCCACUCGCAUAACCCCAAACAUAUCCCACAGUUUCGCCGGGGCGUGGGGGGAAGAAGAUUUUACGUUCUAUAAUGACUCGGAAAAAUAUCCCUCAGAGCAUUUCGAACUGCGGCGGGCAACGGUCAAGCGAUCGGCGCGAGUGUUUAUUCUGAUUCCACUGAGGAUCGAUCGGUCGACAAUUCUUUUUCAAUAUACAAAACAUACAUAAAUAUAUACAUAAGUAUCAGCAGUGUGUGUGAAAUGUUGGUUCGAUUGGGUUCCCUUAGGCCACGGGCUGGGUGCUGAGAAGAACAUGGGAAAAACGGCCGCCAAGGAUUCGCCAAAGAAACUACAACGAAAUUAACAAAAAAAUCGAAACCGAAAAGGAACAAGUUUAAAAAGCCAAAAUAAAAAGUGAACAAAGAGGAGUCAGUCGCGCGACUCGCAGUUCCAACCUCAACAUCAACCUCAACAUCAGCCUCGACUUUGACUUUGACUUCGACUUCCACUUGGUCUUGGUCUUGGGAUCUUAAGAAGCAGAACAGAUGAGGCAGAACUCUCUCAGGAACUUGGGAUAUUCUGCUGGUGGUGGUGGUGCCGCUGCUGCUGGGAUUCUGAUUAAAGCGCGCGUUUAAUUUCAUUUUUUACGCUACUCCCUGCCCCCCGAAAGCCAGGCUGGGACUCCACCCUUGGCGGAAGGCUUUUGAUUCGCUGUUCAACUUUUUGGCCUGAACUUUUGCUUUGUCUCGCACGCCGUUCGUUUGGCUGGAACCUGGCCCGACGACUCCUUGGCUGGCUGGCUCCUUGGGCGCUGCUCAGUACGCCGGCAGCUUUCUCCGUGUGCGUACGAGACUCACGCAGCCGCAGCAACAGCAGCAACAGCAGCAGCAUCGGCAACACCGGCAACAGCAGCACUGAUCUGAGCCAGUUGCCACAAAAAAAGUGAAAGAAAUCGCGUAAAAAACAGAAGAGGCAGCGAAAGAUCAUCGGCGAAAGAUCGGUUCACAUCGGAUCGGAUCAGGCAGCGAUCAUGUCGCCUGACCUCGUCAAGUGCACUGAGCUGCCAACCGCCGACUUCCCCCCAGAGUUCCAGUAAAAACCAACCCACAAAAACGCAAAAAACACAAAAAAGAACACCGUGAGUCGCUUGAUUAAUUCGCACACGUCAACGAUAUUCAAACAAGCAUCUCGUGUACUCAUCGUGGCCGCAAUAAAAACGGCUUUAACUUUAACUGCCUGCCAAAAAAAUAUAUAACACUUAAACACAGAGAGAGAGAUACACACAGAAACAUACAGAGAUCAUACGAGCACGAACGGGCCAGAGUUUGGUUUGUUGCCGCUGCAUUUGGCGGCUUCAAUCGAUAUGCGUUUGUUCAUGGUAAUUGCAAUUUUAAUAUUCGCAAUGCCAAUGACUGGAUUCGGCUGGGCCGAGGGCACAAACAUCCUACUCGAUCCGAAUCUAAUGUGCAAAAAGACACGUCGUCUGCGUGGAAAGCUGGCCGAGAUCUGCCGUCACGAUUCGGCCCUGCUCAAAGAGAUCAUCAAUGGCAUUAAUCUGGGAUUCCGCGAAUGCGAAUUUCAAUUUCGUAAUCGCCGCUGGAACUGCACUGUUCUGCGCAAGAGCAUGAGGAAAAUAUUAAUGCGCGACUCCCGCGAGACAGGCUUCGUGAAUGCCAUAACAGCCGCUGGAGUUACCUAUGCCGUGACCAAGGCCUGCACCAUGGGCCAGCUGGUGGAAUGCUCCUGCGACAAGUCCCACAUGCGACGUAAUGGCGGGCAGCCCCAGAUGGUGAAUGCCGCCACCGCGGAAGCGGCGCUGGAGCGGCAGCAGCGUCAGCAGUUGCCCCUCGAGGAGCAGCAGCAGUACCAGCGGCGCCAGCGGGUCCUCAACAACGGCAGCAGCCUGACGGAUCUGUCGCCGCUGGAGCGUCUGGGCAGGAACCGCAAGCCGGGGGGCAAGCGCGGGCGUCGCAAGUUCUGGGACAACAUCAAGUUCCCGCAGGGCGAGUGGGAGUGGGGCGGCUGCAGUGACAAUGUGAACUUUGGCCUGCGCCACUCGCGGGUUUUCCUGGAUGCAAAGCAGCGGCAGCGGCGCAGCGAUCUGGGCACCUUGGUGAAGCUGCACAACAACAAUGCGGGCAGAUUGGCCAUUCGCGAUGCCAUGCGACUGGAGUGCAAAUGCCACGGCCUGUCCGGCUCCUGCACCGUGAAAACAUGCUGGCUGAAGAUGCCACCGUUCCGGGAGGUGGCCGCACGCCUGCGCGAGAGAUACGACAGUGCCCGCAAGGUGGCGCUGCGGAACGAUGGCAACAGCCUGAUGCCCGAGAUGCCGCACACGCGGCAGGCGAACAAGUACCAGCUGGUGUUUGCCGACGACUCACCCGAUUUCUGUGCACCCAAUCCCAAGACGGGGGCCCUGGGCACACAGGAUCGGGAGUGCAAUGCCACCAGCUACGGCUACGAUAGCUGCGAUCAUCUGUGCUGCAGUCGGGGCCACAAGCAUCGCGUGGUGGCCGAGUACACCAACUGCAAGUGCGUCUUCAAGUGGUGCUGCGAGGUGACCUGCGAAAAGUGCCUCGAACAUCGGGAGGUCAACACUUGCCUCUGAUUAUCAUUAUCAUUAUCAUUAUUAUUUUGUAUUAUUGAAAGCUUUCCAUUUCGCGUGAUAGAAAACACAUACAGAGCAGAGUCCAUUCUUAAGUAUUAACUAACCGUAACACGAGUAUCUCUAAUCCCUUAGACAGUUGUACAUAUACCACCACGAUCGCCCACAAUCACAUCAGUCCUCUGGCAUCUAUGUAAGCUUUGUAAAUAGUUGUAAUAAAAGCCAAGAAAAAACUAAA
This is a messenger RNA of Drosophila subobscura, 3045 nucleotides long. RefSeq names its product protein Wnt-1 (gene Wnt6). Bases 1566 to 2810 code for a protein of 414 amino acids. Gene Ontology annotation, biological process: neuron differentiation; cell fate commitment; multicellular organism development. Lineage: Eukaryota; Metazoa; Arthropoda; Insecta; Diptera; Drosophilidae. The transcript is spliced from 4 exons. Gene Ontology annotation, cellular component: extracellular region. Gene Ontology annotation, molecular function: cytokine activity; frizzled binding. The record is from RefSeq and is a predicted model, not a curated record.